UAAACUCCGCCGGACGAAGACACCGAGAACCCCCGAAUGCUGCUGCCUAAAGACGGCCAACCAAUAGGUUCCGCUCGCACAUCGUUCCGAUGGAUAUUUGUUUCCUGGUCUAUUUCUGGACGAGUUGACAAUGACGGCUCUGUCUGCGCCGGUGAGUAGCCAGUGGAUGGUGGAUGAUUGCCUUCAUCCGGCCAUGUUUUUGUGCGGUACAGAAUCAUCAACGACGACCCGCUUUCUCCCUCCAUCCAUUCCUCCCCCGUUCCUGGUUUGGUGUAUCCAGCAGCUGCGCCCCUUGCACUCCACGCCAAACAUCUUGGCCCCCAAAGUUGACCGGCGCGCCGUUUUUUCUUUUCUUUUUGUGGAGCAUCUUGACCGGGAGCAACAGGAAGGGGGGGUGUCUUUACGAAUUGUGCUCAACUUCCUUUGCCCCCUCCCCUCUUAUCUAAACGCGGCAUCGGCCCGAAGAAGAAGUGCCCGGCACAUGGACAAAUGUAUCGUUUGCAGUGACUGUAUCGAACAACAAACUCACAGCAGUGGUGGGUACAACAUCUGCAGCACGACGUGGCCUGAGGCUGGGAAGCGUACCCUUUUCAUCCUCGUCAUCUCUCUACGGAGGCGGAGGGCUCGGUGCAGGAGCGGCCGUAGCAUUGUCUACGUGCAAUAUGAUGGGGUCGGCUGUUCGGCGACUAUCUGCAUCAUCCACGCCGCACAGCAAGAUGAUGGGUUUAUAUGCGCCAGUAAGACGUUUAUUUGAAAAGGGGCGGAGGCUCGUAGGGCUGUGUGGCACCUUAUGGCAACGCAGCUCUCCCCCACACCCGCCGUCGCCCUUCCACCCGUACCGCGAGGUACCUACGGUAAGGUCGUUUGCAGUGCGCACGGGAGGGGCACGGUUACGGAUGCAACGUGUGCUCUG
Molecule: messenger RNA, 913 nt
Organism: Colletotrichum navitas
Lineage: Eukaryota; Fungi; Ascomycota; Sordariomycetes; Glomerellales; Glomerellaceae
Exons: 2
Coding region: 131-754 (207 amino acids)
Source: RefSeq, a predicted model, not a curated record